AUGAAAAUCGCUAUCAUCGGCGGCGGUAUAUCCGGCUGCACCGCCUACUUGUCACUAAAGAAACACCUCCCCGCAUCACGUAUCGACAGCAUAAAAAUCUACGAAGCAUAUUCCACGCCUCACUCUUCCGACCCACCAUCCACCAACACCAAUGGAUCUAAAGAUGCGACCUCAACCCCAACGCCAGUAAUCGGCGGCGGACUUGGCCUGUCGCCAAACGGACUCCGCGUUCUCUCUCGGCUCGAUCAAUCCCAGGCCCUAGUCCAGGAUAUCGUUCGAUCCGGAUACGCCAUCUCAACCAUGUCCUUGAAGACGAAGAAUGGGAAGGUUUUAGCAGAUUUAGACUCAACAUCUGAUGCUGGACCGGUUCCAGAAGUGUUUCUGUCUGAUUCUAGCUCACAUGAGCAGAAUGACGAUAGUAGUACGGAGAUGAGGAUGAACAUGAUAGCCAGUAGUCGGCACGGGUUAUGGAAGUGUUUGCGCGACCGGGUUCCAGACGAAGAUGUCAUUACGAAGAGAGUUGAAGAUGUGACCCCGAGACCUGACGGGUUGAAUAUCGUUCUGUUUGACGAUGGCGUACAGGUGGAGGUUGAUUUGGUGAUUGGGGCGGAUGGGUUGAGGAGCGCUACUAGACGGGGGAUGUUUAGGACAUAUACGGAGGGGGGAGAGGAGAGGUAUGAGUAUCGCCCGCAGUAUGAAGGCCUCAUCGGCGUGGGCGGCUUCACGCCCCUUCUACCAUCUCUCAAAACACACCUAAAACCGGGCACAAUGUCCCUGCUAUUCAGCGGUAACGGCUUCUUCGGCUACUUCCCCAGCUCCUCAUCCUCCUCACCCUCCACCUCAACCCCAUCCCCAUACACCAUAGCACCCCCAGGAGAAACCCUCAGCUGGUGGUCCACUUACGCCUAUCCAUCCCCACCCCCAACACCCUCCAGUAUCUCUCUAUCCACAAUAACCACCGACCUAAAGACCCGACACGCGAACUGGAACGACCCGAUCAUCCAAUCCAUUCUCGCCACUCUCACAGUCGAAAACAUCUACCCGACAUGGACGUCCCCUGUCCUGAAAACGUGGGAGAAACACGGCGUGAUACUUGUCGGCGACGCGGCGCAUGCGUUACCAUCGACGAGCGGACAGGGUGCGUCGCAGGGCAUGGAGGAUGGGGAGGCCUUGGGAAUGUUUCUGGCGCAUUACAUCACCGAGGGAAGAGAGGGGGGAGGGGAAGAAGACGUUGUGCGCACGAAGAGGAUCCUCACCCAUGCUGCAAAACAUUAUAUUGAGCUUAGAAAGCCGCACGUGGAAGAGAUCUUGAAUGAGGCGAAACGGAUGCAGAAUAAUAAGCGCGAUGUAGGCUGGGUCGGGGAGAUGGUGAUGUAUGCUUUUCUUUGGAUUAUGGGCUUCUUCCCCAGCAUGGUCUCGCGCAAAAGCAGGGCUAUUGUCAACUAUAACGUGACGGACGAAGUGAAGAAGGUUAUGAACAGGAACCAGGAGGGCUAG
This is a messenger RNA of Aspergillus affinis, 1497 nucleotides long. RefSeq names its product FAD-dependent oxidoreductase. Lineage: Eukaryota; Fungi; Ascomycota; Eurotiomycetes; Eurotiales; Aspergillaceae. The record is from RefSeq and is a predicted model, not a curated record. The transcript has 3 exons. The coding region runs from base 1 to 1497 and encodes 498 amino acids. Gene Ontology annotation, molecular function: monooxygenase activity; FAD binding.